This is a messenger RNA of Alosa alosa (allis shad), 3904 nucleotides long. Its product is annotated as protein FAM107B. NCBI's taxonomy places the organism in Eukaryota, Metazoa, Chordata, Actinopteri, Clupeiformes, Clupeidae. The coding region runs from base 1521 to 2105 and encodes 194 amino acids. Gene Ontology annotation, biological process: actin filament bundle assembly; regulation of actin cytoskeleton organization; actin filament polymerization. The transcript has 5 exons. Gene Ontology annotation, cellular component: stress fiber; neuron projection; synapse. The record is from RefSeq and is a predicted model, not a curated record.
UGAGUUCACUUACCCAGGUUUGUCACUAAACCACAUACUUGGAAUACCCCCCAGAGGCACAGAGAAAAGUGUCAUACUGUUUUUUUUAUAAAACAUGCUGUACAAUUAUUAUUCAACAAGGGCAUCAUAAUAGAAUUCAAUAUCUCCCCUAUGAGUUUUUUUUAGAAAAUACAAAUUGUAUUCAUUAAUGAUUUGCUUUUAUAAACUUGUAUAAAACUCACACGCAGAACAUAAUAAUUAUGCUGAUUAAAAUGAUCUUCUUUUGAAAGUUCUGCACGUGAAUGUCCUCUUUGGCAGAUAAUGUAAAAGGAAACAAACAGGAAAAAAAACAAUGAAAAAGAAAACAAACAGCAUUGUGCGCGUUGAGCUGAACAAAGAGGGUCCGUCGCUUUCAAGAGCCCGUCCAAAACAUAUGGACGCUCUGAAAAUGACCCCUCUGACGUCACCAUCCAGGGGACAGCAUGUCCAAUCAAUGACAGCUGCUCCCUAUAGCCAAGCCCUUGGAGCAUGGGCAGAGGCUCCCUGACAAGAAUGACAGCUCUACCCGGACCACCGCCUCAAAACACAGUACUGGGACUAGCAAUAUGCAGGGAGGGAGCAACAUUCCACACCCCUUGUCCACUUGCACCUUGGUCAUCUCAGCUGAUGAGUGACUCGAUGACUUGGUGUGCUGGCAAGAGGCCUCGUGGCCGAGCCGCUAUGGGCCGCCUUAGGCUUCCUGAUCUGUCAGGGUCAAUUACCAUAAUCUGGCUGGUGCCUUAAAGAGAGCUGGUGCCUGACCUUAAAGGGAAGAGAGCACAGGCUAGCAACAGGUGGUGGGUGGACAGGUGCUUUGACCAUGCCCACACUCAGACACACCACUUUGGCACUUUGAUCUGUUCGCUUCUGUUUUCUUCUCUGUCUGUCAUUCUCUCCCUCUUUCGUUCUUUUCCUCUCUUUCUUUUUUUUAUUUCUUGUUCUCUCAUUUUUUCUUCGACAAACAAAGCCCUCGCUGGCCGAUCUGAUCUGGUGCACACACGCACUGACCCAGCACCAUGUCAGACUCGGUGACACCGCGCCUCUCCGCCUGCGAGAUGACCUCGUCAUAGUUCAGGUGCUCCGGCGUCGGCAGGGGCACAGCGCUGCACUUGUCGCCCCGAGGACCCCUCUCUCUCUCUCUCUCUCUCUCUCUCUCUCUCUCUAUCUCUGCUCGGCUUGUUUAUAAAUAUCUCUCUGAGCGAAGCCCCCACUGGACAUCUCUUCGCUGUCAAGGUGCCAGGGAGUGUGAGAAGGAUCUUUUUUUUCCCCUCUCUCUCCUCCUCUCCACUCUCUCUCACACCACCCCCCAACACUCCCACCCCUCCCCUCGGGCUAACCAGGCUGGACACAGCGAAGGAUCUGGGCAAGCCUCUGGGAACAGAGGGGUUGCAGGGAAAACUCUGGAAACUGGGACCCGGUGGAAGAAAGGAAGGAAGGAGGAGAGAAAGAAGGCCACCUGACGGAGAGACGGGGAGCAGGCAGCGUGCCCUGCACCACAGAGCAUGGGGGCGUCUUAUGGAAAGAAAAAGAAGGCCUACACUAUAGAGCCCCAGUGUGUGAAAAACGGAAACCACCUGAAUGGCAAAGCCUCUGCCUACGCAGACCUGCAAUGGGAGGCUCCCCAGUCAGAGGUGGCUCAGAGGGACCCUUUCAGCAGCUACCCGCACCAAGACGUCCCCCCAGUGGCCAGCUACGCAGCGCAGACAGAUUACAUGGAAGAGGAAGAUGAUCUCAUCAAGCCCAAAAAGCUUGUUAAUCCAGUGAAAGCCUCCAGAAGCCACCAGGAGCUCCACAGGGAGUUGCUCAUGAACCAGAAACGGGGUGUGGAGCCGAAGCCGGAGCUGCAGCGCGUCCUGGAGCAGAGAAAGAGGGAGCAGAUGAUCAAGCAGCGGAAGCAGGAGGACGAGGCCAGGAAGAAGAUCUCCCCGCUGGAGCAGGAGCUACUCAAGAGGAGGCGCGAGCUGGAAGAGCUGGAGCGUGAACAGGAGCAGCAGGAAACAGGAAACCAGAACGCACCUGAGUUCAUCAAGGUGAAGGAGAACCUGAGGAGGACGUCGUUUAUAAACACGGGAGAGAAAGAGGUGUGAGGACAGACGCCCACGAGCCACACGGCUAAGAGCCAGAGGAGAACCGGAGGAGAACCGGAGGAGAACCGGAGGAGAACCGGAGGCGUCCGUCGUCAGUGUGAUUUCUGCUCUGUGCGCUUGUGUGAUUGGAAACAGAUGCGUGUGUGUGUGUGUGUGUGUGUGUAUGUGUGUGUGUGAGUGUGUGUGUGUGUGUGUGUGUGUGUGUGUAGGUGUACGUGUGUGAGUGUGUAUGUGUGUGUGUGUGUGUGUGUGUGUGUGCAGCUGCUGUACAACACCGUGGGCCUGAGAGGCGGGCUGGCCACCAAUGCCUUCACCAUCACACACACACAGAGCAGCGCGGCCUGGGAUGGACGACGCUAAACCUGCCAUUUUCAUACACCUUCUCAGUCUCACUAAACCAAUGCAAAGGAGCGGAGUGCUGAGGAAGACAGUGCACACGACAUGUCCUAAAAUGAUGAUGAGUUGCAGCAUGUUCUAACACGUUGGAGGACCAGAAUGUACAGUUUGAACCUUCUGUGUGAACGUUUGUGCUAUUUCUUUUGGGGGGGAAUUGCCCCAAAGAAGUCUGAAAUGAGGAAUAAUUCAUUGAAUCUGAAAGAGUUAGAUUAGUGCAUGGAGAUCUUAGUUUCUGCUGUAAGAGAGAUGGACCUGUUCUCUGAAUGUGUUCGACGGCUCUGCUUUGACCCAGACAUAUUUCUUUGUGUCUUGGCAUUAAGACAAUUAGUUUUUUAAUGUAUGCCAGCUGUUGUGAGUAGUGUGGCCACAGGGUUUGGGCACAAGUGAUCAGGGGGCAUAAAACAGUGUUAUCAUCAAACCAGGCACAGUGCGAGGAUUGUUAAUUUCACAGCUGCCAAAUACCCUAAAGAAGACGCAUUGCAGGACAGACUACCUAAAACACUUUUCCUUGCCAGAUACAAUCGGCACAAGUCACUUUUUAGAGUAAAAAAAAAAUAAAGAUAGAACACACUCUUUCUCCCCUUCUGAAAGGAACGCAAAUAUCAUCAUUUGUCAUCGUUUGUAAAUACGCUGUGGAAUUGUUCUAGUUACUUACCAUUGCACAGUCAUGACACAGUGGGUGUAUGCAGUCCCAGAUCUGGUCAGGUGUGUGAGAGGGAGGAGAGACUAUUUCUGCAUCUCUCCACUUCAGUGCCUUCACCGCUGUGCACAGCAGUGGUGUACCAAGCUGACCUACAGUAGGCAUACGGGCCAAAGUCACAGCUGCAGUGCUUCAGUAUCGAAAUCAGCGUGUUGAAAUGCAAAACAAAUGCUUUUUCCUGUAGCUAUCUUAACGUAUUUAGGUUUGUAUGACAAUUAAACAAUGGUCAACACUGUUUUUCUACAAGAAGAAAAUACUCAUUCGGCACUUUAGAAUUGUACAUUUUAAUAAUCGUUUGAGUCACAUAACUGAUUUUUAUUUUAUAAGAAUGAUGAUAUACUGUCUUAACUAUAUAAUUUCACAGUUUUAGGAAACCAGUCGGUACUCUACUUUAUUAAGGUGUUCUGGGUAUGCCAUUUUGUUUUCAUAUAGUGUUAUUUUUUGCCUUUAAAUGGUCCUCAAGCCACUUAAUGCCAGUCAGUACACUUGCAUUUUGGUGUAGAUAUUUCUUCCUUUUUUCCUGUUUGAUUUUGCUUUUGUUUUUCUUUGGGGCUGGGGGUGGGGGGUGGCGUGUUGGUUUGUAUGUCUCAUGAAAUAUCUAAUCACACACACUUCAAGUGUCCAGUGCUUAACAUCACAAUAUGUAAAAUUGAAACAAGGAAAAGAAUGUACGACUUUAUAUAACAAUAAAACAUUAACUCUA